ACGCCGAAACCCAACUACCAUCAAUAUCCAAGUCUAACCAGAAUCAAAACAAUCGCAAUGCCUCCACCAGACGCCAAUCUCCACCCUGAAGCCUCAGGAGCAGCAAAAGCCCUAGUUGAGAAGCACAGCGCGGAGCAGCCAUUGAAGUUGUAUGCAGGAUGGUUCUGUCCAUUUGUUCAACGCGUCUGGCUCGCUCUCGAGGAAAAGCAAAUCCCCUACCAAUACAUCGAAGUCAACCCAUACCACAAACCGCAAUCCCUCAUCUCAUUGAACCCACGAGGCCUUGUACCAACUCUCUCUGUUCCUCACAACGGGACCUCAAAGCCACUUUACGAGUCCACGGUUAUCCUCGAGUACCUUGAAGAAGCGUAUCCAGACCACAAACCGCAUCUUCUCCCCGAGGAUCCAUACGAGAGGGCUCGCGUGCGCAUUUGGGUGGACUACGUGACUUCACGAAUUAUCCCAGCAUUCCACCGCUUCCUCCAGUUUCAAGAGGAUCAGAAAACAAGCAGUAUCGACACCCUGCGCAGCGAAUUCCUAAACCACCUCAAAGAAUGGACAAAAGAGGCCCAUCCCGACGGCCCAUUCUUCCUAGGAAAAGACGUCAGCAUCCCCGACCUAGUCCUAGCACCCUGGGCAGUUCGGCUGUGGAUCUUUGACGAGUUCAAGGACGGGGGACUGGGUAUCCCUGCUGAAGGACAUGGAGGUGAGGAUGAGGGUGUUUGGAGUCGGUGGAAGAAGUGGUUGGCGGCGCUUGAGGCGAGGCCUAGUAUUCAGCAGACGACAAGUGAGAAGGAGUUUUAUAUCCCGAUUUAUAAGCGGUAUGCGGAUAAUACGGCGGAGAGUGAGUUGGCGAAGGCUACUAGGGCUGGACGGGGGGUUCCAUGAGUGGACGAGUACAGGAGAGAUUGUUUUUAUUCCAUUUCAACAGUCAACAUUCGUCAUUGAUAAACAUAGUAUUUGUCUUGGAUUCCAAUUUAUUCAAUUCGAAAAGCAGCAAGGCGUCACACGUCCAUAAUGGCAUUCCUGUGCAUGAAGAACAGCCAUGCUAAAUCCUCAAAUACGCCCGUUCAAACCGUCACUACUCAGGAAGCGUGUCACCAUCGUCACCAAGAAAACUAUCACUCGUCUCCUCGUAGCGUCUAAAAGCAAUUAUUGGCUUUUUAACCCUCACUUCGGAGCCGUCCGGUAGUUUCUUCGUAGUUCGCAG
Molecule: messenger RNA, 1210 nt
Organism: Aspergillus glaucus CBS 516.65
Lineage: Eukaryota; Fungi; Ascomycota; Eurotiomycetes; Eurotiales; Aspergillaceae
Exons: 2
Coding region: 58-888 (276 amino acids)
Cellular component (GO): cytoplasm
Molecular function (GO): glutathione transferase activity
Source: RefSeq, a predicted model, not a curated record